Phalaenopsis equestris is the source of this 874-nucleotide messenger RNA. Its product is annotated as myb-related protein 340-like. The coding region runs from base 42 to 743 and encodes 233 amino acids. The record is from RefSeq and is a predicted model, not a curated record. Gene Ontology annotation, molecular function: DNA-binding transcription factor activity; sequence-specific DNA binding. The transcript has 3 exons. NCBI's taxonomy places the organism in Eukaryota, Viridiplantae, Streptophyta, Magnoliopsida, Asparagales, Orchidaceae. Gene Ontology annotation, biological process: regulation of DNA-templated transcription. Gene Ontology annotation, cellular component: nucleus.
AUCCUCUCUCUCUCUCUCUCUUUUUCUCUCUAGCUUCCUUCAUGGAGGGCCAUUAUGGCUGGGGAACCUCUGAAGAUGGAUGGAGAAAGGGACCGUGGACUCCUCAAGAAGACAACCUCCUUACUGAGCAUGUAAAGCUGCAUGGUGAAGGAAGAUGGAACUGUGUCUCCAGGCUAACAGGGCUGAUGAGAAGUGGAAAGAGCUGCAGGCUUAGGUGGGUUAACUACUUGAGGCCUGACCUCAAGAGAGGCAAGAUUACACCUCAUGAAGUGACCAUCAUUCUUGAGCUCCAUGCCAAGUGGGGAAAUAGAUGGUCGACGAUUGCUCGAAGCCUGCCAGGAAGGACUGAUAACGAGAUCAAGAAUUAUUGGAGGACUCACUUCAAAAAAGGAAGGUCAACGAAGAAUAUCGAGAAGGCUCGAGCCAAGUUCUUGAAACAACAACAUGAGCAAAAACAGCUACAACAGCAGCUGCUGCAGCAGCAACAACAACAACAACUACGAUUAGAAGUACCUCAGUUUGAAGAGAGAGCCGUAGCACAGGAGAUGCAGGAGAUGGCAUAUAUGUGCAACAUGCCAUAUGUGUUCCAUGGCGAAGAAAUUGUUGAUAAGAUGACGGUGAGUCGUUGUGAUGAUAGAUCGAGUGAUGAUGAGGCUUAUUUUGACAUGUGGGAGAAUCAACAAUGGAGUUUGGAUGACUUGGGUUUGGAUAUGGGUGAUCAAAUGCUUCCAUUUUACUAUUAGAGCUGGUUGUAAUUUGUGUUGAGAGAACUCAUGUGUCUGUUAAAAAAUAAUAUUAUUGAGUUUUUCUAUUAGUUGCAACUGAGGGAUUAAGUUAAAUUAUAUAUAUAUAACUUUUGUAAGAGUGAAUGUAA